Molecule: messenger RNA, 1470 nt
Organism: Aspergillus fijiensis CBS 313.89
Lineage: Eukaryota; Fungi; Ascomycota; Eurotiomycetes; Eurotiales; Aspergillaceae
Product: cytochrome P450
Exons: 5
Coding region: 1-1470 (489 amino acids)
Molecular function (GO): monooxygenase activity; iron ion binding; heme binding
Source: RefSeq, a predicted model, not a curated record
AUGUUGUUCAUCAUCGGUGUUGUACUUGGCUGCUUGCUUGUCCACUUCUUCUAUCGAGGACUGACCAGCCCUCUCGCCCAUAUCCCGGGCCCGCGCUCUUCGCGAUGGACCAGUGCGGUCUUUGCCUACUACUGCGUGCGGGGCGAGGUGGCCCAGUAUGUCCAUAGCCUGCACCGCAAAUAUGGCCCCGUCGUCCGCGUUACCCCCACGGAAGUCGACAUCUGCGAUACCAGUGCCGUCAAGCAGAUCCACAAAACCGGCAGUGCAUUCCUCAAGUCCCAGUGGUACGUCGACCUCACCCCACGAGAGAGACAGAGCACCUUUUCCACCGUCGAUCCCAAGUUCCAUGCCGCCCACCGGCGACUGCUGUCCUCACCCAUUUCCGAUGCGGCCCUGAUGACCCAUUUCGAGCCACUCAUCCGCGCCAGAGUCGGCCAAGCAAUCGAUGGACUGGACCAAGAUAUGGCAGCCACGGGAGCCGGGGAUGUGUACAAAUGGAUGCUAUUCAUGGCCACGGACAUCAUCGGGGAGAUGUCCUUCGGCGAGUCCUUCCGCAUGCUGGACUCAGGCAAGAAAAGCCAAUACAGCAAUGACCUGGAACGGAUCGCAUUGACCGGGAUCAUCCGCACCACGUUUCCGACCAUGUUCAAGCUGGCAGCGACUCUGCCGCUGCCCAUCUUCCGUGAGACAGUGAAAGCCGUGGACCGUCUGGAAUCCUACGCCGUGGCCUCCAUCGGCCGCUAUUAUGGCCUACUGAAACAGAACCCGAAGGACCCAAAGCCUACCCUGUUCACCAAACUGUAUGACGCCGGCGAGAACGGCCUCUCCAAGGACGAGAUCACCGCGGAGGCACGCACCUUCAUCGUGGCCGGUAGUGACACCACUGCCGUGACGCUGACCUACCUGAUCUACGCCGUGUGCCAGAACUCGCGGAUCCGAGACACGCUGGUCGCCGAAAUCGCGCAGCUCCCGGCGGACUUCACCGAUCGGGAUCUGCGCGGCUUGGCGUACUUGAAUCGGGUCAUUCUGGAGUCGCUCCGACUCUACAGCGCGGUUCCGUCGGCGCUGCGUCGUGCCGUGCCUGCUGGCGGGGCCCAUCUCGCGGGCUAUAGUCUUCCUGCCGGGGUCACGGUGGGCACGCAGUCGUAUUCUCUGCAUCGCGACGCGAAGAUCUUCGCGGACCCGGAGGAGUUCGAGCCGGAUCGAUGGGUGUCGCCCACUCAAGCGAUGAAGGAUGCUUCGCUGCCAUUUGGUGGAGGGUCGCGUGUCUGUCUGGGAAUACAUCUGGCACGAAUCGAGCUACGACUAGCCACGGCGAUGUUCUUCCGUCGGUUUCCACAGGCACGCGUGUCGAGCCGCCAUGGGAUGAGCGAGGCAGAUAUGGUGAUGGAGACCUUCUUCCUGAUGGCGCCCAAGGGGCAUCGGUGUCUGAUCGAGGGGCGGGUUUCGCAGCAGAAGGUUCAGUCUUAG